This is a messenger RNA of Danio rerio (zebrafish), 1403 nucleotides long. The record is from RefSeq and is a predicted model, not a curated record. NCBI's taxonomy places the organism in Eukaryota, Metazoa, Chordata, Actinopteri, Cypriniformes, Danionidae.
AUGUCUCAGGAACAGAAAAGCAAAAGUUAUUUGUAUCAUGGGGGAGUGGCGGGAACUGCAGUCUCCUCAGAGCGGGGGCGCGCGCUCGUUCUAAUGAUCUCACACAGGAGUUUCUCGCAUUCAACCGAAAGCGCCUGUAACGUUAAACCAUUUGUUAUUAAACUUUUCUUUUCGAGUUAAAACAUUGCGUUUAUGACAUACGACUUAAGCUUUACGUCAUAUCAGCAUGAAUCUGUUGAAAAUGAUUUACAGCAACGUUAUUCUUCUCAUUCAUCUCUGCUUGGAAAAAGUGGACAGCAAAACCUUGCUCUCAUAUGAUGACUUUUACCCUGAGUAUGUGCCAGAUCGGCAGCCGUGGAACAUUGCCCGUGAGGUCUGCCAUCAGCGUUCAGGGACCCUGGCGAAGGUUUCCAACACUGAAGAAAUGCAAAAACUUAACAAUUUUCUACGGUCUAUAAAUAUCGGCCAACCUGUAUGGAUAGAAAGUGCAGGCUUGUUCCAAAAAAGUGGUUCUCCAGACAUAUACAUGCUGGAAUUCCCUAAGCGGCCACACCGGAAAUCAGCUCGCCUUCGCUAUAAGUUCCCAAACAUGGAAGCGCUUACAGUUUGCACUCACCUCCAGUUAGAUCCAACUUGUCACGGGCUUUCCACAAUCUUCUCAUAUGCCAUAGAGCUAUUUAUUAAAGAAUUUCAACUCCAAGCACGGAUCGUGAGUAACGAACCCGUCCAGCUUGCAUUGCUGGUGCAUGGUUUGAACACCACCUACAUAACCAGCUUUCCCAAUGACGCCUCCUGGCACUUUGUAUGUGCCAGUUGGGUUGGGAAUAGCGGGGAGUGGGUCAUCUGGGUGGAUGGAAGAAUGGUGGGUUCUGGGAAUUUCCCCAACUCCACCAAUCACAUCGGAGGUGAUGGCCUUUUUAUGAUUGGACAAGACCAGGAGACCUACGGAGGCUACAACAACAACAACAACGCUCUUUGUGGGAACAUUACGCAGCUUUUCAUGUGGGAUCAUUUGUUGCUCCAAACUGAAGUCCAAAGCAUGGAAAAAACCUGUUCACCCGUUCCUUCUGGCUUGUUCUUCAGGUGGAAUGAAUCCGCACUAGAAAUUGAAACCUCUCUACAGACACGUAGAGGGAACUCGCCAUGUCAAGGUUCCAGAAGUCAACCACCAAACCAAAUUCUCAUCUCUGGGUUGAAUCAGAAUUUUUCGAACAAGACUUGUGUAACCUUUGACCCUGUAAGUGGGAAACCGAUUAAUGACUCGUGUUGGACACACAGAGGAAGCGUCUGUCUGGUCCCCAAAGGUGAUCACCUGAUUUAUGGCAUUCUUCAUUUUCAAAAAACAAGUCCUAACAAAACUGAACAACAGGUUUCUUCUGUAUUGUGACUAUUUCUGCAAAUCA